UGUGAAGGAACUCUAUGUUUGUGUCACUCUAACCUUGGUUUUAUCAGCAAGCUUUGUGACAGACACUAUUGGGAUACACGCGCUUUUCGGGGCGUUUGUGGUAGGAAUAGUAACUCCUAAAGAAGGACCAUUUUGCAGAGUUUUGACAGAGAAGAUAGAGGAUCUGGUCUCGGGGCUUCUUCUACCGCUGUAUUUUGCGGCUAGCGGUCUCAAAACUGAUGUAACAACUAUCAGAGGAGGGGUGUCAUGGGGACUUCUAGUUCUCGUCAUAAUCACCACUUGUUUCGGUAAGAUUUUUGGAACCGUUGGGGCCGCCAUGCUCUGCAAGGUUCCUUUCAGAGAAGCCAUGGCACUUGGAUUCCUUAUGAACACCAAAGGUUUAGUAGAGCUCAUUGUUCUUAACAUUGGCAAGGACCGGAAGGUGCUGAAUGAUCAAGCAUUUGCGAUCUUAGUCCUAAUGGCAUUGUUCACAACCUUCAUUACAACUCCAAUUGUGAUAGCGAUAUACAAGCCUGCAAGAAAAGGAGCACCAUACAAGCACAAAACCAUCCAAAGGAAAGAUCAUGAUUCAGAGCUACGGAUACUUGCUUGCUUCCACAGUACUCGCAACAUACCAACAUUGAUCAAUCUGAUUGAAUCAUCAAGAGGGACAGGCAAAAAAGGACGCCUCUGCGUAUAUGCGAUGCAUAUGAUGGAGCUUUCUGAACGGUCAUCAGCAAUCGCAAUGGUUCACAAAGCUCGGAACAACGGGCUCCCAAUCUGGAACAAGAUAGAGAGAUCAACAGAUCAGAUGGUGAUUGCCUUCGAGGCUUACCAGCAUCUAAGGGCUGUAGCGGUUAGACCCAUGACUGCAAUAUCUGACCUCACUAGCAUCCACAAAGACAUAAUCACAAGCGCCCAUCAGAAACGAGUAGCGAUGAUACUACUUCCGUUUCACAAGCAUCAGAGAGCGGAUGGAACAAUGGAGUCAAUCGGACAUGGGUUCCAUGAAGUGAACAACCGGGUCUUACAACGAGCUCCUUGCUCAGUUGGGAUUCUUGUAGACAGAGGACUCGGAGGACCAUCCCAGGUUGUAGCCAGCGAAGUGGCUUACAAAGUUGUGGUUCCAUUCUUCGGAGGCUUGGACGACAGAGAAGCUCUCGCCUACGGUAUGAAAAUGGUGGAGCAUCCAGGAAUCACACUAACCGUACUCAAAUUUGUAGCUGCGAAAGGGACAUUAAAGAGAUUUGAGGAGAGUGCGCCCGACGAAAAGGAGAAAAAAGAAAAAGAGACUGAUGAAGAGUUUGUGAGGGAGCUGAUGAAUGAUCCAAGAGGAAAUGAGUCCUUGGCCUACGAGGAAAGAGUUGUUGAGAGCAAAGACGAUAUCAACGCGACACUUAAGUCGAUGAACAAAUGCAAUCUCUUCGUCGUUGGAAGAACUGCAGCUGUUGUGUCGUUGGUUCACAGUUCGGAUUGUCCGGAGCUAGGACCAGUUGGCCGUUUGUUGUCUUCAUCAGAGUUUUCCACCACUGCAUCAGUGCUCGUCGUUCAGGGAUACGAUCCAGCAGCAGAUACACGGCCGCUCGUUGAGGAAGAUGCUAAUUACGACCAGUCUUCCAAAGAUAUUUCAGAAUUUACCGUCUGAUCGGAUCUAAUCAGUCUAUUUAAUCAGCCUCCCUUGUUUUUUUUUUUUUGUCUCACGAAAUAUUUUGGUUUCUUUUUGGUUGGUACCUGGAGUGUCUUCGUUGUUUCUUUGUAUUUUCCCCUAUUACCAUUAGAUUAUGGGCAUGAAAA
This is a messenger RNA of Camelina sativa (false flax), 1773 nucleotides long. Lineage: Eukaryota; Viridiplantae; Streptophyta; Magnoliopsida; Brassicales; Brassicaceae. The record is from RefSeq and is a predicted model, not a curated record.